Messenger RNA from Maylandia zebra (zebra mbuna), 2784 nucleotides. Its product is annotated as zgc:158482. The record is from RefSeq and is a predicted model, not a curated record. Gene Ontology annotation, biological process: long-chain fatty acid metabolic process; long-chain fatty acid import into cell. NCBI's taxonomy places the organism in Eukaryota, Metazoa, Chordata, Actinopteri, Cichliformes, Cichlidae. Gene Ontology annotation, molecular function: long-chain fatty acid-CoA ligase activity; long-chain fatty acid transmembrane transporter activity. Gene Ontology annotation, cellular component: endoplasmic reticulum membrane; plasma membrane.
CUUGACUAAUGAUGAAGCUUCAGUCAGGAUACAAACCUUAAACUUGACAUCUACCCAGUGAACACCAUCCGCUCAAACAAGAUGUUAUGUUGUGUAGCACGUACCCACUUCACCCCUCACAUGCCUCGUUAGAAACGCCCAUAAGACUUUGUUAUUCUCCAAAAGUUGCUGUCAGUUGUCUGUCAGCUACAAUCUAGAGAGCACGUCCUACUUCGCGCGUUUCAUUGGCGUCUCUUACAGUAGCUGCUGCUGCCGCUCUCACUGACGUGAUUCCAAGUACUUGUUUUUCUUAUGAAUCUUCGCAUUCUUUGAAACAAACGCUCCGCCCCACUCAGCAAAACCCUCAUCUGCAACACUCCCCAUUUUGCAGCAGGGCUUCACAUUUUUCUGUCCAAGCUUUAAAAAGAGAGAGAGAGGUCACGAUGGAAAUCUAUAUUUCAAUCAUUUUAGCAAGUCUGCUCAUCAUACCGUUUGCACUCAAAACCUUUUCCCCCUAUGUCUGGAUGGACAUCGUGUAUUUCGGGGAUCUAGUGCGUAUUUUGGUAAAGUUUGUAGCGAGGCGCAGAAGGAGACCUCUCUUCUUUGUUUUGGACCGUUUUUUGGAGCAGACCGAGGCGCAUCCUGACAACACGUUCAUAGUGUUUGAAAAUGAAAGCUACACAUACGCUUGCACGGAUAAGAGGAGUAACAAAAUUGCAAACGCGCUACAGUCUCACGCUGGGUAUAAAGGUGGCGACACCGUCGCGCUUUUUAUGGGGAACGAACCCACCUUCUUGUUUACCUGGCUGGCUUUGGCUAAACUGGGCUCCCCUGUAGCUCUCCUCAAUCAUAACAUCCGCACCAAGUCUUUGUUGCACUGCUUUAAUUGCUGCAAGGCUAAAGUGUUGAUAGCAGCCGCAGAACUAAAGGAGGCCGUGGAAGACGUGCUGCCCUCCCUGAUAGAGCAGGGUGUCACUGUCCUCCUGAUGUCCAAAAACAGUGACACGCCUGGAAUCCAGAGCUUCUCUGAUGAAGUCGAGAAGGCAUCGGAUGACCCCAUCCCUCGAUCCUUCAGGUCACACAUCACAUUCAAAAGUCCUGCAGUUUAUAUUUACACUUCUGGAACCACAGGUCUUCCUAAGGCAGCUGUGGUCAACCAGAACCGCAUCUUAACAGCUCUGGCUGUGUUGUCAUCAAACGGGGUGGUAUCUAGUGAUGUCUUCUAUCUCAACCUUCCUCUGUAUCACACAGCUGGAUUUGUUGUUGGGUUCAUUGGCACGAUUGAGACAGGAUCAACUAUAAUUCUGAAGAGGAAGUUUUCUGCCUCUCAGUUCUGGGAUGACUGCAGGAAACACAACGUGACUGUUAUCCAGUACAUUGGAGAGGUGAUGCGUUACCUCUGUUGUGCACCAAAGAAAGACAAUGACAAGGACCACAAAGUAAGACUGGCCAUUGGCAACGGCAUCAGGGCAGAGAUAUGGAAAGAGUUUCUUAACCGCUUUGGGAACAUUCAGAUUCGAGAGUUUUACGCCUCCACUGAAGGAAAUGUGGGAUUUUUGAACUACGUGGGGAAAAUUGGAGCUAUUGGACGAGUCCACUUUUUUCAUCAGAAGCUGUUCCCUUAUACCCUUGUUAAGUAUGACACAGAGCGAGAUGAGCCAGUACGAGAUGCUAACGGCCUCUGCAUUGAGUCGCGCAAAGGUGAACCAGGACUGCUGGUGUCAAAGAUUACAAACUUGGCCCCAUUUUCUGGCUACGCGCAGAAUGAAGAACAAACUGAGCGGAAGAGACUUCACAAUGUUCUCAAGAAGGGCGAUCUUUAUUUCAACACGGGAGACCUGAUGAGGAUCGACAAAGAUAACUUUAUUUACUUCCAGGAUCGAGUAGGUGACACAUUCAGGUGGAAAGGUGAGAAUGUUGCCACGACCGAGGUGUCUGACAUCUUGACGAUCUGUGAUUGUCUCAAAGAAGCCAACGUUUACGGAGUCCAAGUGCCAGGCCAUGAGGGGCGGAUAGGGAUGGCAGCUGUCACUCUGAAGAAAGAAGUCCAGUUUGACGGACGUAAAAUAUACAACCAUGUGGUCAGCUGCCUGCCCUCAUAUGCACGUCCUCGCUUUAUAAGGAUGCAGAGCACUGUGGAAGUAACUGGGACUUUCAAACAGAUGAAGGUAAAAUUAGUGGAGAUGGGAUUUGAUCCAGGACGUAUCCAGGACCCUCUUUACAUCCUUGAUGAUAAUGCCAAGAGCUACGUACCACUGACAGCUCAGAUCUAUCAUGCCAUCAUAUCAGGAAGCACGAAACUAUGAGCGGGCUCUCAGUUUUCACCAGAUGUGCAAGCUUUUUGGGUAAUUGGUAUUUUUAAUGAAUUAACUUCCAGCUCAGGGAAGAAACACACACUUUUCAAUAAUGCUCUAGUUGGUUAAAUCACAUUUUUUAAGGCAGCACGUGGGACUCUGUGUACAAGAGGCGGGGUUUGUCACACUAUAAAUGUGUAUUUACUCGCACGCUGACUUCUGUUUAUGCAUGUACUUUUUUUUCAGUGUUGUGUUCAUGUGUUAUGGUACGACAAUUGUGGUGAAGAAACACUAUGGAUAGACGGUGUAGUUUACAUACUUUAUUUCAUACUUAUUUUUUAUGUACUUCACGAGAAUUAUUUCCUUUUCUUCAAGUGAUGAGUACCUCAUGAUCAUUUAAUACUUACAAAAUUAUAUAUUAAGGGGAAUGAUAUUAAUGCAUUUCAUAAUAAUGUGUCAGUAACUGUAAAUGUGCGUUGCUUUCUUCAGAAUUAAAGUUAAGCCAGAAGCA